AUGAUCGGGCCCACGCAAGUUCUGGAAACGGUGCGUGAGAGCAGAGCAGAGCCGAACGAGAUUGCGGAGGACACAGGGAUGCCAACACCGGCUGCUCAGAGGGACUCUAACGUGAAUGUGGAGCGGUACAAGUCCCGGCUGUUGGCGAAGGGCUACCUGCAGAAGCAAGGAAUAGGUUUCGAGGAGGUCUACGCCCCGGUGAGCAAGCACACGACGUUGCUUGCGCUAUUGGCGGUGGUUGCGGAGCGCGACUUGAAGAGGUAUUAUCUGGACGUCAAGACGGCCUUCCUCGAGGAGGAGCUGGCAGAGGAGAUGUACAUGCCGCAACCGCAGAGAUACAAGCAAG
Klebsormidium nitens is the source of this 346-nucleotide messenger RNA. NCBI's taxonomy places the organism in Eukaryota, Viridiplantae, Streptophyta, Klebsormidiophyceae, Klebsormidiales, Klebsormidiaceae. The record is from the annotation of a GenBank genome assembly.